Molecule: messenger RNA, 1152 nt
Organism: Anopheles stephensi (Asian malaria mosquito)
Lineage: Eukaryota; Metazoa; Arthropoda; Insecta; Diptera; Culicidae
Product: transmembrane protein 50A
Exons: 3
Coding region: 204-686 (160 amino acids)
Biological process (GO): late endosome to vacuole transport via multivesicular body sorting pathway; protein targeting to vacuole
Source: RefSeq, a predicted model, not a curated record
UUAUUUACCUGUCAAUAAAACAUAAAUCAUCAAGGCUGAAAAGCGAGAGGGAGCGAACAAAAAACACUGAAAACAUUACAAUUUUCAGCACAAUUUACGAAAGUAGAGUCGCCUUGGCUUCCAUCCUUGUGCUGUGGAUAAUAGUAUUCAUUUGCGUAACACCAGCAUCGCCGCGUGUGGAUCGAAUCUAAUCUCCCAUCACAAUGACGAUAAUGGAGCGCAUUCGACAGUCGUACUGGUUCGAGACACUUCCCCGAAGAACGAUUCUAGCGACGUUGGUAGCAUCGCUGCUGUUCUUUUCCGGCUGGUGGAUCAUCAUCGAUACAGCAUCCACCUAUCCAGAAUCGUUUAACUUUUCCUACUACAUCUGCGGCAUCCUGGCGACGAUUAGCUUCAUCAUAGUGAACGCUAUUUCAAACGAUCUGCUGCACAGUUCGGGUGCUUACACCAAUGGCAUACUGAACGCGGGCACCGCGAAGCUGUUCCUGUUUGCUGGGUUCGUGCUCGGCUUUACCUCGAUCAUUGCCGCCAUCUGGAUCAUGAUUGCGGAGUUCGCGGUGAACGAAUCGCGAACCGACAAGUACCCGGGCUACGCACUGCUGAUACAGAACAUUUUCAUCUUCCUGUCCACGCUCAUCUACAAGUUUGGUCCACCGUCGGAGAACGAAUAUUUUAACGAAUACUAACGAGUGGGUUAGCAAUGAUCUGGCCUGGUCGUAGGACGAGACGACGGCAUCUACCAUUCAUCAUUCAGGCUUGGGUAACGUUCGUACUUUAAUCAAUGCCUCCCCUUUAAACCAUCCGGAGACGAGUCGUUUUUGCAAGUGGACGGCGCUUAACCCACGGUCGCUUUCCCACAUUCGAAUAUGAUAAGAACGAACCCAACGUUUUGAUUACUUCGUAUCAUCUUCUUUUUCUUGAUAAGUAUGUCUAGCACGCGCGAAUGUCUCUUAACGGGCGCUACUUUUUGAAUGAUUCCCGCGGCCGGACUAGCCGUGCCGUCACGCAGCGAGAGAUUGUGAAAAUUUAGUGCGCGUGUGCAUCUCGUUUAUGUAAAUGCUCUUCUCCCCCUGCCCCCGAAAUCCUAACCCGAACAAAAGUAAGUGUAAACAAUAAACACAAGUAUCGUUUAUUUAUAUAUAUAUACUCAAA